Molecule: messenger RNA, 2755 nt
Organism: Mobula hypostoma (lesser devil ray)
Lineage: Eukaryota; Metazoa; Chordata; Chondrichthyes; Myliobatiformes; Myliobatidae
Gene: entpd4
Product: ectonucleoside triphosphate diphosphohydrolase 4
Exons: 13
Coding region: 316-2160 (614 amino acids)
Biological process (GO): UDP catabolic process
Cellular component (GO): Golgi apparatus
Molecular function (GO): UDP phosphatase activity; GDP phosphatase activity
Source: RefSeq, a predicted model, not a curated record
UCCCUGGGUGAGGAUGCCCAGGUGGGCAGCCACGUAGUGAGAUCUCGGCGACAGGUAGCAGUGGGUGCAGGGUGAGGUCAGUGAUCGCGCCAUCGGGAAAAGGAGCACGAUUGGGGAAAAACAAUCACUUACCUAUUUUGAGAUACAAGAAAAGAGUAGGGCCUUUGCUAUCAAGAUAACUGAUGUAGAGCGCAAACGACUAAUUGAGAAUAAAAAUGUCUACUUGGCAGAGCAAUGCACUGUGCUCAACCAAUCUUGGAUGCAUUGAGGACACAUAGUUGCUUUUUCUCAACAUAAUUGGAGCAAAUAUUUGCCAUGGGAAGGUUCUGUGUUUCCUGCUUAUUUCCUGCUUCGUGGCAUUUCAGUUUAUCCCCUUCAGCGUGCCCUCGGCCUCUCAACACGACCUAUCGCCAGUUGACAGCUGUUGCAUUACUUACUGUUUUAAUCUCUCUAUUAUACAUUUUGCUGGUAUUGGACAGGAGUCGAUGGGGACGUUUCUACCAGGACAAAGGAGAUAGAUAUUUAACCAGAUUGAUAGAUAUGGAGGCCACUGAUGUAAAGAAUCCUUACUUAAACUAUGGUAUAGUGAUAGACUGUGGAAGUAGUGGCUCGAGGCUCUUUGUGUACUGCUGGCCAAGACACAAUGGGAAUCCGCAUGAUCUACUCGAUAUCAAACAGAUGAGGGGCACGAACAGACUGCCUGUGGUGAUGAAGAUAAAGCCAGGUAUUUCAGAACUGGCAUCAACACCAGAAAAAGCUAGUGAUUACCUCGCACCUCUUCUGAAUUUUGCUGCAGACCAUAUUCCUCAUUCUAAACACCAAGAGACUCCUUUAUACAUCCUAUGCACUGCAGGCAUGAGGAUUUUGCCUGAAAACCAGCAAAAUGCAAUACUUGAAGACCUCCGUACAGAUAUCCCACUUCACUAUGAUUUCCUGUUUGCAGACUCACAUGCUGAGGUAAUUUCAGGCAAACAGGAAGGUGUGUAUGCUUGGAUUGGAAUCAAUUUUGUCCUGGGAAGAUUUGACCACAUCAGUGCUGGUGAAGAUUCGAUGGUGGAAGUCAACGUUCCUGGCACUGAAACCCAGGCGGCCAUUGUCCGCAAGAGGACAACUGGUGUGCUGGAUAUGGGUGGAGUUUCCACUCAAAUAGCCUAUGAAGUCCCCAAAACUGUAAGCUUUGCCUCUUCACAACAGGAGGAAGUAGCCAAGAACCUGCUGGCAGAGUUCAAUCUGGGCUGUGAUGCCCAUCAAACAGAGCAUGUAUACAGAGUCUAUGUCACCACAUUUCUAGGUUUCGGUGGGAAUGCUGCCAGGCAGCGCUAUGAAGAACAGAUUGUCUACAAGACUAUGCUCACAAACAGGUUGCUGGGGCAGAAGACGGGUACAUCUGAGGAAAUCCCAUACUUGGACCCCUGUUUGCCAGUUGACAUCAAGGAUGAAAUUCAUCAAGAUGGGCAUACUGUGUACUUGAGAGGACUGGGAGAUUUUGACUGGUGUCGGGAAGUGAUUAGCCCCUUAUUGAAUAAAACUAAUGAAACUUCGACAUCCCUUAGUGGGGUCUACCAGCCACCCGUAGACUACAGAAACAGUGAAUUUUAUGGUUUUUCUGAAUUUUUUUACUGUACUGAAGAUGUCUUGCGAAUGGGUGGUGCCUACAACGUUACUAAAUUCAUGAAGGCUGCUAAGGAUUAUUGUGCAACAAAGUGGACAGUUCUGAAGGAACGUUUUGACCGUGGCUUGUACUCCUCUCACGCGGACCUGCACAGACUGAAGUAUCAGUGUUUUAAAUCGGCGUGGAUGCAUGAGGUUCUUCAUCGUGGGUUCUCCUUCCCUGUGAACUAUACCAACUUGAAAACAGCUCAGUUGGUCUAUGACAAGGAAGUACAAUGGACACUUGGAGCAAUCCUCUACCGCACUCGUUACCUACCCUUAAGGGACAUUCAACAGGACAAUUUCAAGGUGAACCACUCACACUGGAGGGGCUUCUCCUUCGUCUACAACCAUUAUUUAUUUUUUGUCUGUUUCCUGGUGGUCCUCUUGUCCAUCGUUCUCUACUUGCUGCGACUGCGACGGAUCCAUCGCAGGAUGUUGCACAACUCCUCGCCUGCUGCGCUCUGGAUGGCUGAAGGCGGGCUACCUCAGAUAUCCGAAGUUUCUUGAGAUCCUGUGGCUGGAAUGGCAGCUUCUUGGGGUGAAGUUUGUCUGCCAGCAUGAUCUUUGUUGAGGAACACGAGGCAACGUGCAAAGCUUUGAAAUGGUUUCCAUUGGACUGGCACAGCAGGUAUAUGGACAUUGUCAUCUGGCUUAACUUUUCCUCCUGGACAUCCUUCAGAUCUUCACCUGUCUUUUAGGGCUGUCAAGACUGAUUUGUAUGUUUCCUUCCAUUGGUUUGUCAAGUGGUAGGCUGCAAAACGUGAUCUUCAAAGUUUGUAUAAGAGAAUGGAACCUCCUAAAGUUGUCAGAUGUCUUGCACAAAGUAAUAGUAGUCAACCAGGUUUGGGGCUUUGAGUGACAAAACUUCCCAUUUUGUCUUUCAUUUAAAAAAAAAUUAAACAUUUGGAAAACCGUGUUACUUUGCAGAGUGUUCUAAGCCAAACCUGGAUGUCUCCUUUCAGGGGAAGAGAGUCUGGUCCAAUACAUGCUUGUAAUAUGAAAAUGAAUGACAAUCGAACAUGUUGAAAUGUUUAUUUAUAAUUGCAAUAAAUUGAGCUGAUGAGGAUACAUUUGUUACUUAGCAAUCAAUGACCAUGUGAUA